Messenger RNA from Gryllus bimaculatus (two-spotted cricket), 1525 nucleotides. The record is from the annotation of a GenBank genome assembly. Lineage: Eukaryota; Metazoa; Arthropoda; Insecta; Orthoptera; Gryllidae.
AGAAUUGCCCCGUACCGAAUGAAUGUGCAGUUUGCUUAUAUGUGUACAGUAGUGUUUAUGCGUGUGUACAGUUCAGAGAUGUCAUGAAAACAAAAUGAAUUCAUGACCCCCUAUUUCAGCUCCGAAUGAGCCUUCAAAUUGUAUAAGCUUUAGUUGCUCGCAAAUUUACACAAUGUCAAUUAGAAGGAUCGUGCUAUACCUUUUCGAAAGCAACAGUUAAGUUAAAAAAACAAUAAUGGCCGAAGAGUUGUCUGGAGUAGCUGUUGUGAUUUUCAUAGCAUGCGGGGUUCUUACGUUUAUCUUACUUUUUAUAUUUGCGAAAAGGCAAAUCAUGAGAUUCGCACUUCGGUCUAGGAGAGGACCUCACAUUCCUGUAGGACAUGAUGCUAAGAAAUCACUGAAAAGAGAAAUCGACCGAACGAUAGAUGUCAUACCACGAAUUGUGUAUGAGCCUAAACUGAUCAAUGAUGAUGAUCCUCGGUACAUUUUGCAGCCUGGAACAGAGCUCCCUCCUUACUACUUUAGACUGAAAGCUGUUGAUGAUGUCAAAGUUCUAGAACAAGAAAUCACAAGGCAGGAUAAUGGAUUUACUCGCCAUCCUUCAGAAAAUCUGCGUGCAUAUUUACUUAAUACGUUGGCAGCUCCACUGAACGGUCUGGGUCAAAAACUAGUGCAUCAGUUUUGUGACUUAUAUGAACACGCAAGGCAUGAUCCAAGUGAGUUUGGGGACGAAGAAUAUCAAGUUUAUUCCAAGCUAUUUUUGAAAUUGCUGGAUGCAGCUAAGUUGCUGAAGUCCUACCCCAACAGUCGUAAAUCAAGUCCUAGUCGUACACCAAUGAAGAGAAAUCAAGAAAAAUACAGAAGUCUACUAGAAUCUAAAUUGCGAACAGACAGAAAAUUGGAUGAUGAAGUACUGUGUGUUAGUGAUAAGGAUCUUCGACCUACCUCUUUGCCUGUAUCAAUCGAAGAAAAUAAUGAGACGUCGGUGUAAUAUUUAUGAAGACAAAAUCAAUUGCUACAGUUCAUUAUAUACAAGAUUUGCUGAAGAAAAAUAGUUUACAACUUAACUAUUAAGCUUGAUUAAAUAAACAGACAAUUUCAUAAAUUUGGAGAGUUAUAUUAGUUUUUCUUUUCAGAUUUAACUUGAUUUGACUAAUAAUUACAACACAAUUACUUUAUAAACGAAAUUCAUUGCUCAUUCUAUACACUAGAAAACAUUGCAAAAUUCUCUAAAAACAAAUAAAAUUCUUUGUCUAAAUGCAAAUGUUUAAUGUUUUUAUUUUCAAUCUGUUUUCCUCUUAAUGAAGAAAAAAAAGAAAAAGAAAAAAGAGAGAGAACUGAUUGAUCUGUUGGUUUAAAUAAAAUUCACUUUGAUGAUGUAAUGAACAUAAAACAUAAUUCUGCCUGGACCCUUCAUUUCCUAUUCCCUCUAAAUACUACUGGCGCACAUAUAUAAAUGGAUGUUGGUUUGUCCUAGAUUGAUAAACUCUGACAGUGUUUGAGAUCUCCAUGAGACUUGACAUAC